Messenger RNA from Zingiber officinale, 1533 nucleotides. RefSeq names its product AT-hook motif nuclear-localized protein 28-like. The transcript has 2 exons. NCBI's taxonomy places the organism in Eukaryota, Viridiplantae, Streptophyta, Magnoliopsida, Zingiberales, Zingiberaceae. The record is from RefSeq and is a predicted model, not a curated record. The coding region runs from base 362 to 1267 and encodes 301 amino acids. Gene Ontology annotation, molecular function: minor groove of adenine-thymine-rich DNA binding; DNA-binding transcription factor activity. Gene Ontology annotation, cellular component: nucleus.
UCGAAGGAUGUUAUUUCUGAAGAAAGAGCUUAAAGCCUUAAACAAGAGGCUUGAAAUCGAACAGAGACAAACUAGACAGGAAAGGAAAGGAACGAAGAGUGUUGGGUCCAGUAGUCUCAUCUUGAUGUCUAUCCCAUUCCUCUCGGAAGCUCUCGCGCCCCAUUAGUUACACCCUGCCCUUCCUACGAUCGUCAAAAGUGUCCACACAGUAUCAAAAAGGGUGGGCGGCCGGGAAGCUCUUCACCGAGAAGCUUCACCGACACCGAAGUCCUCCAAUCUCAUCUCUUCUCAACAUCCCUCUCCUCUUCUUGCUCUCCGACUCGAUAUUGAAUGAUCCAAUCUAGAUUGUAGGAGAAAAAGCAUGAAGGACGAAGCUUUUCAACACCACUAUCUCCACCACCGUCAGCAGCAGCAGCAGCAGCAGCAGCAGCAGCAGCAGCAGAGGAGUUUCUCCGAUGAAGUCGACAGCAGCAGGAGCAGCGGUGAGACUAAGAGGAUAAAGGUCGACGAGCCCAAGGACAAGGAGCGGGCGGCGGCGGAGGGGUCGACGAUCGAGGUGGCGAAGCGGCCCCGAGGGCGGCCGCCCGGUUCCAGGAACAAGCCCAAGAUCCCCGUCGCUAUCACGCGCGACGAGGAGCUGUCUUCCGCCAUGUGCCCUCACGUCCUCGAGAUCCCCUCAGGCCACGACGUCGUCGACUCGUUGGCCGGCUUCUCCCGCCGCCGCAACCUCGGCGUCUCCGUCCUCUCCGGCACCGGCGCCGUCGCCAACGUGACCCUCCGCCAGCCCCAGCUCGGCGGAGCCGCAUCGGUUUCCACGAUCGCCUUCCGCGGCCACUUCGAGAUCCUCUCCAUCUCGGCCACGUUCCUGCCGCCGGCUAUGGCGGCGCUGUCGUCCGCAUCCGGCGCGGGCGGGGGCCUGAUCUCGAUCUCUCUGGCAGGACCUCAAGGGCAGGUGGUGGGCGGAAUCGUGGCGGGGCCACUGGUGGCUGCGGGGACGGUGGUGAUAGUAGCCGCCGCAUUCGCCAAGCCAACCUUCCACCGCCUUCCGUCAGCAGACGACGCGUCGGUCUCUAUCCCAGUCUCCGGCGACAUGGAGGACCACGAGCAUAACACGUACGCGCAGCGGCGCCACCAAGGGCCGGUGGACGCGGUCUCGGCAGCAGCGGCGGCGGCGGAACCCACCGGCCUGUCAAUCUACGGGAGCCACGCAGCGUCGGACGUCAUUUGGGCGCCCAUGGCGCGCCCUCCACAACCCCCCACAUUCUGAUGCCUAAUUAAUAUAAUCAAUUUCCCCAGUUUUCCUACUUUAUCAUCUUUAAUUAGACAAUAUAUUGGUUGGAAACUCUUCUCAUAUAUAGCUUCCGAACAUCGUCUUCCAAUUAAUUUGGUGUUCCUUUUUAUAAUAGCACUGCACAAUCUGCCGGGGAAGACAACAGUUGAGUUAUCAGUUACACUGAAUACUGAGAUACUCAUGCAUGCAUGGAUAUUGACUGGAUUUUUCUUCACCGGAGUGCUCUAAUUGUUCCUCGAUCA